This is a messenger RNA of Hyaloperonospora brassicae, 666 nucleotides long. Lineage: Eukaryota; Oomycota; Peronosporomycetes; Peronosporales; Peronosporaceae. The record is from the annotation of a GenBank genome assembly.
AUGGUCAAUACGGCAUCGAGUCGCGGCUCAUUAUUGUCAGCUGGACACGCGCCCAACGACGUUCUUCAAGUUGAAGCUGCGAUUCACUGUACACGAGCCAAGUGGACGCCCCGGAAGGUCACGCGGGCCAAGUCGAGCGCCUCCCCAUUUUGCAACUCGCAACGAACGAUCACAAGUAUCCGAAAGUCAGCUGUGGAUAUGGCGACGACAAACCUCGUCAGCAAAAGCUGCUACAACGUUUUGCUGGACUCGAUCCCGCGCCUGCGCUGGAGUCCCCAAAGCAACCGCUUUCGCUACAAUGUGCCUGUGGCAGUUGAGCCGGGGGCCAACGGCUUUGUGCUGCUGCAGGCACUCGAGCACUCGGACUCGCUGUGCUCACAGAGACUGUCGGGCAAAGAGCGGCACGAGUUGGAGGAAAUGGAGCGCGUCAAUCGUCUCAUCCACGACGUCGAGAACGCGGUGCAUCUGCAUGAGGCAGUGAAGAUGCUGGAGCUCAAGCGCAUGCACCACGAAGAGUUCCACGAGCGUCCGGAGACUGACGACGACAUGCGCACGCAGGCGCUCAAGAAGAAGGACAUGUUGUGGCAGCACCACCCGCACAAGCGCUCGUUCGAAGGACGACGACAGAAACGCGCGCACGUGGGGCGCGUGCACCAACCCAGGUGA